GCAGAGCGGGCAGGGGAGGAGCCGUGCGGGGCCGGAGCGGCGGAGCACGGGCAGGGACGGCACUGCCCCGAGCGCGGCGGGCGAGGACGGCGGUGGCCACCGGGGCCACGCGUGGGGCAACCUCGCCGAGCCCACCGGCCUCUCCCCGCGCCAGGAUGAAGCGGCUCUGCGAGGAGAGCUCGUCCGACACCGAGUCUGACGGCACCAUCGACGUGGGCCGGGAGGAGGAGUACAGCCACGUUUCCAGGUCUGUGUCUCCCACUACGACAUCUCAGAUCCAAGCCAGGAAGAAGAGGAGAGGGAUCAUCGAGAAGCGGCGCCGUGACCGAAUCAACAGCAGCCUCUCGGAGCUGCGGCGCCUGGUGCCAACAGCCUUUGAGAAGCAGGGGUCUUCCAAGCUGGAGAAGGCAGAAAUUCUGCAAAUGACAGUGGAUCACUUAAAAAUGCUCCACGCCACAGGAGGAGCAGGCUUCCUGGACGCCCGGGCGCUGGCCGUGGAUUACAGGAGCAUCGGCUUCCGCGAGUGUCUCACCGAGGUUGUCAGGUACCUGGGCAUCCUCGAGGGUCAAAACGCCGCCGACCCCAUCCGCCUGCGACUCCUCUCCCACCUCAAUAAUUACGUGGCGGAAAUGGAGCCCUCGCCCGUGGCCACGUCCCUGCUGCCCAUCCAGACGUGGCCGUGGUCCUUCCUGCACGGCUCCGCGGGCCCGGUGCAGAUCCCCAGGAGGGAGGCAGCUCCCGCUCCGCUUGUUUUGACUGCAUCAUCCCUGGCUUAUCCGAGCCCUGCGGUGAGGCCGGCCCCGCUCCGCCGUGUCCCCGGGGAGAUGCUGCCGUCCCGCCGGAGCUUUCUGGCCGGCAGGAUGGGCUCCUCCAGCCGGAGAGCCAGAGGUGCCGGUUCAUCCGCGGCCGUGCCGGCCGUGCCCAGGAUGCCGUCGCCGGCGGGAGCGCUGAGAGAGGGCUCGUCUAAGAGCAGCCAAAUCGCCACRUUCCUGUUCUCCCCGGCCUCUGCCGGCAUCCCGGUGCCGCCGGCUUACGCGGCGCCUCCCGUCUUGGGCGCAGCCGCGCAGGGACCCGGGAUCAGGGUUGGGACAUCCAGGAUCUGCCGCUCGUGGGCGACUGAAAUCGGGGCUUUCUGACRCUGCCUUCCCCUCCGGAGACAGGAGUCCUUCAGCACUCAUCGCCCACAGGGCUGAGAACGAACUCGGUUGAAAAGGCAUCUUUCCUGCUUUGCAGAAGCCAAGGAUCCAUAGAGAAAAUUCUCUCUGCUCUUCCCUCUCUCCUCGCAGCGYCCUCCUCGCCUCGCCAUCACACGUCCUCUCCCUCGUGACGCCUGCAAAUGUAAAUCACAUCCGAUUCUGUGCCCUUGUCUGGACGAGGCCGUGCUCCAGACCCUUCUGGCUACGAGGGAGGGGGCACACGCAGAUCCCAACCCCAGCAAGCCCCUCAGCAGAACCCAGCACUGCUCUCCUUUGGAAAACAGCCAGCCUUGAAAUACUGUCUUAUUUCCCCUGGGACCCGGAGCUGCCAGCCAGACUUGCUUGUGCUGAUUCCUUGCGAUGUGUCCCCCAAGCUGCAGCAYCUAAUUUUGGUGUGGUGGGAUGGACACAGCUCACAGCCCGUGCCCAGCGCUGCUGGCACCCACCAGGCAGCCUCCAGCACCCCCAGCUCCCGAASAGAACUGGCUGCCUGCUAAUCCCUGGGCUUUCCUCUCCGCAUUACCAGCUUUUCCCACUUACRUGCCCUUAAGGUGGAGUGAGGCAGCGGCUUAACAGGGCUGGUUCCCACAGCCCGGCUGAAAUCCCGYCGUGGCUGCAGGGGCUGUGCUGGGUUCCAGGCACAAACCCCGCCGGAGCAGCCGCCCGGGCGCAGCCCUUGCCCCGCGCCGAGGUGUGAAGAGGUGACACUGAGGAUUUCAAAGGGAUGCCUGUCACGGAGGGGAAGGUUCUGGCGGCCAAAGUGAGAAGAAAAUGCCUUUYCCUCUGCCAGUCUCCCAGCUGGAGCCGUCUCUCCUCCACCCCCUGCUGAACAGCCGUGACUGAGAAGGGGGAAAAUGUGCUGGAGCAGCCUGAAUUUGAAGUGCCUCCCUCGUUCUCCCAGAGCCCUCUCCUCCCACAAUGUCUCUGUUUUCUUUCUCCAGCACCACGUUUGGGUCUCACACCUCUCAUCCCUCUCCCUGGGCCGGGACCAAAACCCACUGAGGUGUCACUGCACUUGUCCUGAGUCCUGAGAGCUUUCCCUGCCUCGCCCUGUGUGCCCCUAGAUGACUGACACAGCAGAUCACACCUCUGCUCCUCCAGCUGGCCUCCCCUCCUCUUUUUUUGGGCACAAAGAACAGAAACUUGAAGCUUUCAAGCUACCCCGCUCCUGUGCCACAUCCYAUGGUGGCAGGAGAGGGUCUCCCAGUGCUCCCCCUCCCCUGAGCAGCCCCUGCUCCCUGCAUUUGUGCCUUGUCUUGCUGGGCUACACCUUCAGAAUAUCCCAGCUGCAUGCCCACCCCUUACCCCCUCUCCGCAGCACUGUGACAAGGAAAGAGAGAAAAGGUCAGUGCAAAGAAAGGUGAAAAAGAGGGAGAAGAUCUCUUUUGAAUGGGAGAGACUCUUCCCAUGCCUCAGGUCAGAGGUGCAGCCGGUUGGGCUGUGUGGAUGAGCUCUUGUUUUCCUCUCUGCAGAUGGUAUCUGCCGUGUGCAUGUCAAUGUGUGAAUCUGCCAUUGUUUGGGAAGCCGAGCCGCUCCCAGUUGUUUUGAUGGAAGUCAUCUGCACUUAACACACAGAAAUGUCUCUGCUGCUUCUCACCCUUGUCCCCAAGUGCCAGAAUCAGCCAGGAACAGCAAAUUCCCUUUGAAUAAAGCCACGGGAGGGAGAUCCUGGUGGGCCCUGGCUGUUCCUGCAGCUGAUUUCUGCUCACAGCCUCACUUCACACUGUGCAGUGCUCUUAGAUUCACGAGCUGUGGCAUCAGCAAAGGUGUCAAAUAAAGUCUUUCAAACCCYU
Messenger RNA from Malurus melanocephalus (red-backed fairy wren), 2989 nucleotides. It is a transcript of the gene HEYL, whose product is annotated as hes related family bHLH transcription factor with YRPW motif like. The coding region runs from base 156 to 1136 and encodes 326 amino acids. NCBI's taxonomy places the organism in Eukaryota, Metazoa, Chordata, Aves, Passeriformes, Maluridae. The record is from RefSeq and is a predicted model, not a curated record. Gene Ontology annotation, cellular component: nucleus. Gene Ontology annotation, molecular function: protein dimerization activity; DNA-binding transcription factor activity, RNA polymerase II-specific; RNA polymerase II cis-regulatory region sequence-specific DNA binding. Gene Ontology annotation, biological process: regulation of transcription by RNA polymerase II; anterior/posterior pattern specification; circulatory system development. The transcript is spliced from 5 exons.